Daucus carota subsp. sativus is the source of this 2166-nucleotide messenger RNA. RefSeq lists its product as uncharacterized. The record is from RefSeq and is a predicted model, not a curated record. Bases 680 to 1771 code for a protein of 363 amino acids. Lineage: Eukaryota; Viridiplantae; Streptophyta; Magnoliopsida; Apiales; Apiaceae. The transcript is spliced from 3 exons.
AUACUUGUAUGGAUCUGUUCUUGAUAUCUUCAAACUGACAGUCACAAACAUCCAUGCUCUCAGUCUCAAGCUCCUUUUUUUUUAUUCUCUCUGUUUCUAGCUAGCUGUCACAUUUUGCAUCUAUCCUAGGUGAGUUUCCAGUUUACACUUAACUGCUUUCUAUCCAUUUUACACUUGAGCUUUGUGGAUAAGUGGCUUGCAGCUUUCUUUUUAUGCUCUGCAAAUUCUGCAGUGCAAUUCUUUUUCUUGCAAGCAAGUGUGUAUGUAGGUAGAUUGUGUUUCGCGGAUCGAUUGCUCGGAGAAGAUUAGUGUUGCUGCAAGAUAGUGCUUCUUGGAGGGCAUUUUUCUGAGGUCUGUUACUUUCUUACAGUGCUUCUACUGAAAUGAGUGUUUUUCUUUUAUGAAAUAUUCUGAAAUGAGUGUUUUUUCAAGGAAGAAUCUUAAAAUAAUUCAUUUUGUAAUUGUGUGCGAGUUUGCAUCUGUUUGUUUUAGUAUUUGAGUCCUUAAGGCUUUAGAGAUAUGCACAAGUGAUUGUCAAGCAUAGUUGAAAUAAAUUUAAGUGCGCGGAUUAUAAGGCUGUGUGACACGGGUGAGUGUCGUGGUGUGGUUAGAUUUGGGAAGAGAACGAGUGGGUUGAUUAUAAAGUGAUUUAGAGAAGAUUGAAAUAUAUUUGAGGGAAAUGAGAUCGAUAGAGGAUAAGGGGAUCUUGAAUCUGACACCAACACAUGAGAUUUUGAGUAAUGGUGUGGCUAAUUUUGAGUUCCACAAAGCGAAUGGAAAGGGUCGUACUUCUCAGCAUCGAACAGGUUUAGGGAAGCCUACACCGUCAAAGUGGGAUGAUGCACAGAAGUGGUUAGUGAAUUUGUCGAGAGGGGGAGAGAAAAGCCAGUCUAAUAAUGCUCCGCGUAAUUCAAAUGCUGAUGACAGGAGACUGAUAGCUCCGGUGCCAAAGAAGGAGGAUAGUUCGAGUAGUGAUGAUGAAGAACUGACUGGAUGUGCAGGAGGCUCUUCUAGUAAUGCUAGGUAUGAGGUAGAAACGAAGAAAGUUGAUUAUGAUGACUCGCGUUGGAGGGUGAAUAAACCUGAGAAUUCAACUCCAGUAGUUCAAUCGAUAUGUGUCAGGGACAUGGGGACUGAUAUGACUCCCAUUGUCAGCCAAGAGCCUUCCAGAGCUACGACGCCUAUCAGAGCCAUGACCCCAGCAGGACAAAGCCCGGUAUCAUCUAGAUCCACGACUCCAGUACGGGGUCACAGUGGGGUGCAGGUUGUUGAUAAUGGUCAAGGGGUGAUCAAUUCUGCUGAGAAUAGAGGAGAGGAUGGGAGGGCGGGUUUUGUGACUACAUGGUUUAGUCGCGAGAGAGAAGCUCCAAUCACUAAUGUUGUGCCUGAAAACAACUCAGACCAGGCUAAAAAGCUGACACCUCUGGAAACUCGGGCAAUGGCCUGGGACGAGGCUGAACGUGCCAGAUACUUGGCGAGGUAUAAACGAGAAGAGGUGAAGAUCCAAGCUUGGGAAAAUCAUGAGAAGAGGAAAGCGGAAAUGGAAAUGAAAAGAAUGGAGGUGAAGGCGGAAAGACUCAAGUCCAGAGCACAGGAGAAGUACACAAACAAGCUCGCUUCAACAAGGAGGAUCGCAGAGGAAAAACGUGCAAAUGCUGAGUCUAAACUAAGUGAAAAAGCUGUGCAGACUUCAGAAAAGGCCGAUUACAUAAGGAGGACAGGGCAUCUGCCUUCCUCCUUCUCCUUUAAGCUACCUUCUUGCUGCUGGUAGCGCUUGUUGUAAAUUCCUUACGUAUUUCCCAGUCAAUUUGUGAUCCUAGGCAACGAGACUCGAAUCUGCAGUUUGUACACUUCAGGCUGUAAUAUCAGUCUCAGUUCUUUGAUGUUUACAAGCCGAAAACUGCUUCUUACAACGUCGAAUAAAUUCUGAAGGUCCUCCUCAUCUGUCAGCUAUCACCUGUCAGCAUCGCUUUCGCUUUACUUUGCCAGCAUUGUAAUCUAGACGCUGAAUUCAUUAUUUAUGCACUGUAUAUUAGCUAGUGUCCGUGGGAUCAAUGAUCAAGACACUCAAGAUAAAAACAGAGUGUUCGUUUGUGUUCACAAUCAUGUUAUAUGAAGCUGGAGCUGAAAAUGUGCCACAUAUAUCAAGUUAAUAUAAUUAUUUCA